UUUUGUGUAGAAAUGAAUCAUGUAAUAUAAUGUCUAACAAUGCAAUAAUUGAAAAUAAUGAACUUGCGCAGGAUGAUGCACAUGUAAACUCUAUAGCUAAAGAUGAGAAUAAAGAAUCUCAAUCAUCGGUAAGAAAAACAUACAUUAACGAUGCAGUGCAGAAACUGCCUAGUCCAGUUAAAAAUCGCAUAAAAGCAUUAAAAGUAAUACAGCAAUCAUGCACCUUUCUUGAAACACAAUUUUAUAAAGAAGUUCAUGAGUUGGAAAAUAAAUAUCAUGAAUUAUAUAAACCUCAUUUUGAAAAGCGAUGCAUGAUUAUAGAAGGCACAUAUACACCUACAGAAGACGAAUGUGCUUGGGAUUUGGACAAAUCGUUGGAAGUGACUGAUGCAGAUAUAAAGAAGGAGGCAGGAGAAAUGCCUCCAGAAGCAUACAGUGCUUACCUCGGUGUUCCUGACUUCUGGUUAACUAUAUUCCAAAAUGUUUCUCUCCUAUCUGAUUAUCUUCAAGAAUAUGAUGAGCCAAUUUUGAAAUUUUUGCAGGAUAUUAAAUUGAGUCAUGAUAUUGAACCAAUGGGUUUCACAUUAUUCUUUCAUUUUGCACCAAAUCCUUAUUUUACUAAUAACAUUUUGACAAAGAGGUAUUACUUAAAAUGUGAACUAGAUGAAGAAGAUCCAUUUAAAUUUGAAGGUCCUGAAAUUUUUAAAUGUGAAGGCUGUAAAAUUGAUUGGAAUCAAGAAAAAAAUGUAACCGUGAAGCUAGUGAAGAAAAAACAGCGGCAUAAAUCAAAGGGAUUGAUCAGAACAGUUAUGAGGGAAGUUCCAAAUGAUUCAUUUUUCAAUUUUUUUAGUCCACCAAACAUUCCAGAUACUUUAGAUGAGAUUGAUGAAGAAACACGUACUGCUUUAUCAAGCGAUUUUGAAAUUGGCCACUAUCUACGAGAACGUAUUAUUCCAAGAGCAGUACUAUAUUAUACAGGUGAAUUAUUACAAGAUGAAGAUGAUGAAGAGUAUGAUGAAGACGAUGAAAAUAGUGCUGAGGAUGAUAUUGAAGAUGAAGAAGAUAAGACAGAGGAAAUAGAAUACCAGAAAAUGAAUUGCAAAGAUUAA
This is a messenger RNA of Ctenocephalides felis (cat flea), 1109 nucleotides long. RefSeq names its product nucleosome assembly protein 1-like 1. The coding region runs from base 30 to 1109 and encodes 359 amino acids. NCBI's taxonomy places the organism in Eukaryota, Metazoa, Arthropoda, Insecta, Siphonaptera, Pulicidae. Gene Ontology annotation, cellular component: chromatin; nucleus. The record is from RefSeq and is a predicted model, not a curated record. Gene Ontology annotation, biological process: nucleosome assembly. The transcript has 3 exons. Gene Ontology annotation, molecular function: chromatin binding; histone binding.